Messenger RNA from Ostrinia nubilalis (European corn borer), 6448 nucleotides. RefSeq lists its product as uncharacterized. Gene Ontology annotation, molecular function: ubiquitin binding. Bases 256 to 1911 code for a protein of 551 amino acids. The transcript has 2 exons. Gene Ontology annotation, cellular component: ESCRT I complex. Lineage: Eukaryota; Metazoa; Arthropoda; Insecta; Lepidoptera; Crambidae. Gene Ontology annotation, biological process: ubiquitin-dependent protein catabolic process via the multivesicular body sorting pathway. The record is from RefSeq and is a predicted model, not a curated record.
UUGUCUUGUCAGUCCCACGUAAAAAUCUGGAUUUUAAUUAAAAUAAAUUAAUAAAAGGCUUUAAAUUUUAUUUAAAAGAUUAUGGAAGAUGUAAAUUAUUCAACCCUUGAAAUUUUCAUCGUGUAAAAUCCUAUUACCUAAGUGAUGACGUUGAAUAAGGACUAUGUAACCUUAAAAGUGCAAAAAGUCAAUAGAAACAAACUUUGUCGUCUCAUUGUUUGAUUUUUAUCACCACCACAAGCAAACAACUUUGAUAUGUCACAUUUCGGUGAUUUCAUGGACGGCGUUCCCGUUAAAAUAUCAGAGAAGUACAAACGACCUCCUUCAAUCGAAUUGCCUUAUAGCGUAAGCGAAUGUCCACAGCGAGCCAGAAAUGUCGUCGAAAGCGUUAAAUAUUGCUCAACCUUCGAGACGAACGUGCUCGCCAAGCUUAAGGAGCUCAGGAGUGCGAAAGAGACGAAGAAAAAUGAGUGGAGGCAUCGCUUGCAGCUGCUGCAGGAGGCCAAACAAAAGAAACUGGACGCGAUCGCGGCCGCCGAGGCCGAGGAGAAGCUCAAGCAGCUGAGCGUGUCUGAAGUGUCCUACCCUAGCACCGACGAGAUCAGUGCUCUGUCGCUUGACGACAAGGCUGAGCACACCUGUGAUACCACCCACAAACAAGAUAGCCCUGAGAUAAUAGAGACAACCAAUGAACUCACCUAUCCCUCCUGUAGCAACGCACAAGAAUCCCAGCCGAACAUCCUCCAGCCCAUUCAGGUGCAGACGAGCUACCAUCAAAACAGCCUCCUGGAUGAUCCAGAUCCCUUGCAAGAGUUAAAGAUGACUGCUAAAAUAACUAAGAUGCCACAGUAUAGUAAUAUAGACAUGUUGACUUAUAAAGAUUUUGAAAAUGAUACCUCGAGUCCGUUUGAUAAUGUUGAACUGAAGACAAUAAAUGAUAUGGAACUGUUAGCUCAAGUGUUACAAAGCCAGAGAGAUUCCUCCACGAGUCAACCACAGACCUAUGUGCCGGAAACAUAUACAAACUUGCCUAACUGUGCAUCCCAAGCGCACUUGGAGGCUAUGACGUAUUUGCCUAAUUCAUACAAUAUGGAGCAGCCAAUUCAGGGUCAAAGUGUCAUGUAUUUGCCCCAACAUUAUCCUGUUUCAAAUGGUUACUAUGUACCAGCAGAAAGCACCUGUGAUAACCCUAUGCCAAUGGAAAAUAUGAAUAUGUACAUGCCAAAUUACCAAUAUUAUGUUCCUACAAAUCCAUAUCCCACAGUGGAUCCCACAUAUUAUGGCAACCAACUACCAACAACAUCAGAUUUGAAUCCAGCAGCGAAUGGCUCCACUUACAUACCCCAACCAUAUUAUUUCCAAGUUCCUCAAAUACCAUAUUCUCCAGAAAACUCAGGUUACAGCACCAUACCAGAGCAAACUGUUCCGGUUAAUAGUCAUAAUGAGUCAACUAACUCCCAAAGCACUAUUAAGUCAAGAUCUAGAAGUGUGCCUGAUAUAGUUCGCGAGCUAAAUGAAGAGUUAGCAUCGGCUAAAUUAAGAUCAAAUGAGAGAUCAUGCACUACAAGUCCUGCUCCUAAAAACAUCCAGAAUGUUCCUCGUUCCUCUUUCAGCAGCGACAAGAAAGAGGAAAGGAGAAGUAGAAGGAAGUCUGAGAGACUGCCCAAUCCGUUUGAUAAGUUGCCAGCUCAGCAACAGAGUAUGUGUCAAAAGAUUCAUGGAAUGGGAUUCCCACUUGACAGGGUGGCAAGAGUUUGUGGCCUUUUAGGUGAUAAUGACAAAAAGGUGAUCGAAGGACUUUUAAUACUCGGUGAUUUGAUGGACCUUGGUUUCUCGGAGGGAAGAGUACUGGGAGCACUGGCCAAGCAUGAGUUCAACAGGGACAAAGCACUGGAUGAGCUGGUAUCGUAAUCGAGGGCAGUGUUAAGUAAGGGAUCAACUUGACUAACUUUUCCUAAAUCAAAGUCUUUGAUUUAAAAAGUUUUCAACUGAAGAUUAAGAAUUGAUUGUGAAAUUCAGGGUUGAUUAUUUAUUUAGUCUGUUGAAGUUCUUAUAUCAUAAACCUUUGAAUACACUCUAAACACUGCCUUGAAAUAUUAAAAUUGUAUGAUAAUUAUAAUAUGUAUAGUAUUAGUAUUCACUGCUGCAUUGUGGCCUUUAAUUUUGACAGGUCUAAUUGUUAUCUGGUUUCAUGUUAAAGACAGUUAUCUGGCUAUUGGAUCCUAACAUUAUGAAUAUUCAUCUGUAUCAAUAUUCAAAAGACUAUUUGAGAUAUCAAAAUCUACUUUCUGAAAAGCAUUUCCAUGUUACAUUGUCACAUACUCAUGGAUAGUUGAUAUUUAUACAAAUAUGUGAUACCUACUUUAUUAUAACAAAGAAGAUAACAAUGUCAACAAAAUAAUAUCACAAAUCUGGAUUUUUCCAAGUCCUAUAUAAACUAUGUAUAUUUUACAUAAUAUUAUGAUUAAAGUAAGAAGAAAAGAGCUGGAAAAGUGUAGGUUUAUCUGUGAAUAAUAAAAAAAACUCGUAAAUGUUACUACAACAAUAGAAAAAAUGUUACAAUGGAAAUUAUAAAAUUGGACAGUGAUUAAAACUAUAAAACAUAGCUAAACGUAUGGCGCCCAUAUUGUAUCCAAUCUGAAAUUAAAGAGACUUUUACUAAGUCAAAAGUUUUUCGAUAUGUAGGUACUGAAUAAAAAAAAAAUUAAGACAAUUUAUAAGUUAUCAUAUCAUAAAAAAAAUUCUUCUUUUUCGUUAUCUAUCUUCUUUUUUUCUUUUCAUAAUGUUGAUAUAUUUAUGUAUACGCGUCAAAUCAGAUGAACGACGGGUCAUCAAGGAAAAUGAAUAGUUGUAAUGGCAACUGUGCUAUUUCGAAAACAAAAUGGGCGCUUUCCAGACCUCAUGGUUACUCAAAAGUUUGCAAAGCUAUUGGAGGUAGAAUUAAAUUUUGUAUUUUCGGUUUUGCAGAAUAAAAUAUGUUAUAAGUAUUUCCUGCCUUUCUAAAUAGAAAAGACUUAUGCGUGUUUGUUGAAUAGAUAGUGUAGUUUGCUGAUGUAAAUGAUUGAAUAAAAUAUCUUAUGUAUGUAUGUAGAUCUUUAUGUAAAUAUUUUUCAACAGAGAAAUGAUAAAUAUAAAUAUAAAAAAUAUGGAGCUAUCUUUAGGCGGUUGUUUCUCAAAUUAACACUAUUGUUAAAAUAAAAGAAAAAAUAAAAAUAGUAAUAAAUGUCUGAGAAACAAUGCUUUAAUCCGCGGAAUUAAAAUAAAUGAAAGUAGGUCGUUUUUACUAGGAUUUCUCGAAAUCAGAAGUGAGGAAAAUGCUUCCAGUGAUUUGGGAAUAGAUAGGACAGAAAAAGUGCAUUCUUCUGACGGAAUUAGACACUUCUGUAACAUUUGUAAAUAAAUAAUAGAGGGCUUCAUAGAGAAAGUGAUAAAUGAAAAUAAUAUAUUUAUUUAUGUAUUGAAGAGAAUAUUGUAAGAUUCUUUCAGUUUUCAGAACACUUUAAUUAAUGGCUGUUUGGCCUUGCAGUUGGAGUAAUGGACCACAUGGGUUCGAAUCCCAUGGCGGACAAAUGUUAGUCUCAUGAGCACUAACAUUUUCAAAAUAAUUAUGUUAUUUAAGCAAGUUGUAAUAAAUGUAUAUUGUGAAAGGAUCUGCCAAACGAAAGUAAAAAUCGACAGCAGUAUUUUGUAUUUUUAUUAAACAAAUGUUUGCAUUUAUUGUUUUAAUUGCAAUUUGGUUAUAAUAGAAAUGCACUUAGAUUUGUUAUAAAUUUAUGUCCAGUGGUUGUAGAAUUUAAUGUAAGCAACCAUUAUGGCUUAUUUUUGCCUGGUUCUAUCGAUUUUAAAUUAAAAAGCACUAUUUUCUGCUUUUAAAAACAAGCACAUUCCGCGUGGAUCCGUGCAAUUUUUUAAACGUUAUUGAAAUAAUCUAUGUAUUAAUUAAUGUGAUUUUAAAAACCUAAAAAAUACACUCAAAUAGAUUUAUUUAUUUUCUUAUAAAUUAAAGCACUUGCACGCUUUUGUUGUUUAGAAAAAUUACUUUCCUUGCAAUUAUUUGUAUUAUUACUUGUAAUUUUACAGUGGUGCUACGAUUCUACGAGUCUCUGCCUGUCUAUUAUGAAAUUUCACUGAAAAUCUUAUUCUAACCACUAAUAGUAAAUUAAAAUUUGGCCUAGUAAUUAGAAAUUCUAAAAUACGUAGGCAGUAACGUCGUAGCAGCACUGCAAUAUUACCGUUCAAAAUAUGACGUCGCUGAAAAAUAAAAAGUAAAGUUAAAAAUCACAUGAUAGUUAAUGGAACUUUGUCACACUGUACCGUCAAUGGCUAAUUUGCUGAUUACGAACAAAAGUCUAAAAUAACCCUCCUUCUGGCGCAGUCGGGUAAAAAGAAAGAUUCUGUCCCGUGCGCGCGCGCCGUUCUUUUUCUUUCAUUAUAAAUACCCUCAUUAAAUAAUAAAAUUAAAAUCUACCUCCAAUCUUUUUUCUUAUGACUACAAGUAAAACUGAAUUGUUUUAGAACGAAAGCUUUCACAUAUAAAUACUUAUGAAUUUAUAGUCCAGUUAAUUUGUGGAAGUGAUUAGCGUCCAUUACUAUUAUUGUAACAUUAUGGAUGCAAUAAACAAUUGAGUAUUGUCAAUUUAUUCAGAAGUCCAGUUCCGUAUUCAGGUACAUACAUAAAUUCAUUUUAAAACUAAAUAUGACUUGUAUUGAAUUUUAACUUAAAUGGACUAUAAUUUAUGAGUUUGUUUGUAUCGUAUUUGCAAUAAAUAAACAAACAAAAUCAAACACUGAUGAGUGGUGAUCGAUUUGGCGCAGUGGUUGAAACAAUUGACAACUUUCAAAAAUCAAAGGUACAUUUACAUCACCUUAAUCUUGUUUUUUGAGAAUUUUUGGUUUCUGUAUGUUCUCUAGUUGACUAAAUUCAGUACACUGUGCAAGGUAUACUCUUGUGCAGUGGUACAGAACCCUUGGCGUGAUAAGCAUUUUGCCGGAUUUUUCGGUGAAAGGGGAGAUUUGUUAAGGAGGUUGUGUAGUCAACUUUUUGGCCUCUUUAUUUGACAAUGACUGUACAGUCGACAGCACAACAGACAUACAUUUUUAAAAAUAGAGCUAAAAAUAAAGCUAGAUUUUGAUUUUUUUAAAUGUAGUCUGUUGUGCUGCAACCUGUGUUGCUAACUUUUUGGCUACUUUGGGUGUCACGAACUAUUUGUCGCUGACUGUACCUAAUGCAAAACCAAUAACUAUCUUUUAACAGGUCAAUGAACCUCAGGCAAUCUACUUGCCGGUUAAGCCAAGGCUCAAGUUUGCUCAUUCUGUUAGCUUCUUCUUCUUUUCGUGUCGCCAACAAACCUACACAGUGUCAGCCCAAAACUCCGCCACAAGUGUGUCUGUGUCGUUGUCAGCAGCACUCAUCAAAUCCUCCUGAGUGCAGAUGCUUGGGCACUCAGGGCACGACAUCAGGUGCUUCAUCGACUGGGGAACAAAACCGCACCUGCACUCCAUGUUUAAGCCAUCCAAGAAUCCCCACCUGACCAGAUUAUCCUUACUACGGCCAACCUGCGUCCGAAGUCUAUUUAAAGACUUCUAGGGUAAGCCAGGGGAUCUUAUGUCCAGGUGGAGGACUCUCAGACAUAGGGACAAAAGGGCAGGCUUAAAACUCCCAAUAACUAUCUUUUAACAGAUCAAUGAACCUUAGGCAACCUACUUGCCGGUUAAGCCAAGGCUCAAGUUUGCUCAUUUUGUUAGCUAAAGCUAAACGAGAAGGGCUUUUGCUUCCAUAUUUAGUACUUAUGUACGGACGAUAGCACGUUAGUUAAUACACCGGCAUCUUAUAUCGUUGUAAUAGGUACUACUUUGCGACAAAAAUGGUGCAUGGACAAAAAUGGGCGACUGUACGUACUCAACAUGAGGAAAAUGGUCUUGGAAAUAAACAUGCAACUUUUUAAAUAAAAAUUUAGCCAUUGCACGGUUCAGUAGACGUUAAAAUCGGCAUUUUAUUUAACUAAGUACUGUUUGUGUUGUAACUGACUUUGUAGCUGAUUUGAGUAAAGAAAAAAUCUGUUGUGGUCAUGUCAAUGAUGCCCACCACCAUUUAUGUACCACUACGAUUUGAUCAGUAAAAUGGAAUAAGAGAUAGAUACUAGCAGCAAUAAUAGUAUUGUUUAUUUAUUCGUUUCGUAAAUAAAUCUUCAGUAAAUAAACCUAUUAUUAAACUGCGUGAUCGAUCAUGUCUGUAAUAAUAAUUAUUUUUGUAAUCAACAGAUAUUAAAUGGAGAGUAAUUAAUAUUCAACUAUCAACACUUCAGUUUGUUGCAAAUGUUUUAUUUAUUUAUUCUAGUGUUAGUGAGAGUUAGCGGUAAAUUGUAAGCAAAGGCUUGAUGGUAGGCGCGAGUGAAAUUUUAUACAGCUUCUGAAGGGUUAUGUAUAAAAAUAAAUUGAAUAUUUUUAA